Molecule: messenger RNA, 5715 nt
Organism: Serendipita indica DSM 11827
Lineage: Eukaryota; Fungi; Basidiomycota; Agaricomycetes; Sebacinales; Serendipitaceae
Source: the annotation of a GenBank genome assembly
AUGAACGGCCAAAGUAACAAUGCCAAUGGCUGGCACCGUCCACAAGAAGUCAGGAAUAAUGAUCCUCGUGCACUGUUAUCUACCUACCCCAUCGCCAGUGUCACGCCCGUCAUGCAGCCUGGCAUGCAUUUGAGUACUCUGACGCAGCUCGCUCCAGUCCCAACAUAUAUGCAGCCGCAUCUCGUACCAGGCUUUGUCCCUGACGCGUUUAAUACGAGAAAUUCGCGUCCACAAGACCAUCUAUCAAGAUUAUCCUCGACUUCGGUGCCCACAAACGGCCACGAGAGGGCGUACUGGGACGCAAAUCAACAACAGGCCGUGAGACUGAUCAACCCUCCCAUGCAACAUGUCCAGCAUGCUUCAAAUUCCGCCCAAUAUCAAAUGCCUACUCCCCCUCAGUAUCAUCCGAUGCAUCAAAGCAGGAAUAUUUAUGCACCUCAGCACCCCCCGAACGCGUUUGUUCACUCUAUACUCCCGUCCGGUCCAUAUGCGCCGCGUGAAGCCCCUUUAUACGCUCAAGCCGCUCUCCAUCCUCCCAGAUAUGCUCCACCGGAGGAUUCGCCAAGAUUCUUUAGCGAAUUUCUGCAACAAAAGUCUCACGAAAUGCGAGAAUCCAAAGCACGCUCCUACCCAACAAAUCCACCGUCAUCCUACCCUCCCCAGAAUAGUCAAUCAACCUAUAACUCCAUGCCCUUAUCUAGAAUGCUUAGCCAAACACCGCAAAAGAGAAAGGCGGGCGAAGAUCACCCCAACUCGCCUUCACUCAAGCGAGUGCAUUCGUCGGAUCAGAUGAGUUGGAGUCCAGUCAAGCAGGCAUCUCUUACGUCAAGUCCGGUUCCUCCCUCGGCGAAUACCAGUCAUCCAAACCAGAAACCAUAUGUUGAAGUACCCCCUCCGGUGCCGUGGAGCGAGGCAAAUGUCACUCCUCGACGACCAACCAAACGACCAGACCAAUUUCAUACUCCCUCACCUAGUCCCAAACGUGGUAGUGAGCGUGAUUGGCAACUAGCGUCAGAUGACGAGGCCAUGUCCUCACGUAUUGUCCCGCCUUCUACUCAAAGCAGAUUUGGUGGGGAUGAACGCAGCGCCCUGGACAGGCUACUGUCCUUCAUCGAUGACAUUUUUGAGGCCGAGGACAGUGUGCCGGCAGAUGGUCCUGCUGAAGAUUCUUACGAAUCCACUGGUUUCUUCUCGAAGAUGACGACCGACUGGUCACGCCCAAAUCUCAGUGUGGAAUUCAUUGCCAGGUUGGCCAAGAUUGUGGACCAAGUGGCUCAACCAAAGCAACGGGCCCGUCGUGAUGCACUUUUUCACUCUCCCUCGGUCAACCGGUCUGAAGGUCUAAGUGGCGUUGACGUCCAAUUGCUUUCAAGAAUCAUCAAAAUCUUGGAGAGGAGCGUCGUCGCCGGAGAAGAUGUCGAACCGUUUCCAGGUCCUACUGUCAAACUCGGCGGUCUCUCAUCUGCUGAUGGUAAUGGGAAGAGUCCGUCCAAAGGGAAGAAGACAAAGCGAGCAAAGACGCCAGAGGGUAGGAAGACACGGAGCAAGUCGCGCACCCCAGUCGAUCCUGAUGAUCCGACUGAGGUUGACAUGAGCAAGGUGGAACGCGCGCUUCAAUUAGCUUAUGAAUCCGUACUUGCUGCAGACGCUUGCUUUGCCAUUCUCAGUGUCGAACAGCUUCCGAAGCAGCUCUACUCGGAAGAGCUCAUUACCUCGUGCCUGAAUACAGUCAAGAAUCAGCUCACCAGGAUAAUCUACCCGUUCUUGGAGGCGAACAGCGAAGUUCAAGAUCAAAUAAGCCAGUCACUGUUGCAUAUCGUCAAGCAUUCGGACCAACAAUCAAACGGAUUACGGAGGGCAGUCUCCGAGAUCUUUCAAACACUUGUAUCCAUCUUCCCACGCAUCGACAGACUUGUCAGUCUCUCUGGAUUCGCUAUGUCCGAGUCCAUCACCAUCCAGUCAGUUUUCAUUGCAAUUGGUCCAUUCUUUGUUGCAGAACCUGCGAUGGAUGGUCGUGGAGGGAAAGGUUCCGUGGUCAUUUCGACUCUUGGAGGUGCUACAUCUUUACGUGGCCUGAGACUUUCUGCUCUCUCCUUGAUCCGCAGUCUUUUUGCAAAUAAUGAAGAUCAAAGACAGUGGAUCGUGGAGGAGAUCCUUACAUCUUUGAUAAAACUUCCAGACCUAAAGCAUAAAAGCGGGCAAUUCCGCCUCCGAGACGGCAAAUCGAUACACACUGUCUCAGCCUUGUUAUUUCAACUCGUUCAAACAUCGCCACACCUACUGCGAUUUGAAUGUCACAACCUUGCCAAGAAGCGUCGAUAUGCUCCAGAGCAAGGCAAGGAGUUUGAGUUUAGCGAGAUUGACCAAACAGAGAUUUCCGUCUAUGCCAAAGGUUUGGACUCGGCACACAGAGUGGCACGAACCAUUGUAGUUUUCCUCACUCAAAGGUCGGGAAAGACGAAAGCAGCCAAAUCAUCCAACGAAACUGAAUACCGAGCAAUUUUGGACAACUUAGUGGCGGAUUUAUUGACGGUUCUUUAUCUUCCUGAAUGGCCCGCUGCUACACUGUUGCUUGGAGUGCUUACUCGUCUUUUUGUUGCCUCGCUCGAUGAUGUCAAAACAAAUGCGAGCCUAGACAAUAGUGCAACUCGUGCGACGGCAUUAGAUCACUUGGGAACUAUUGCAGCGCGACUUCGGGCCGCUUCAAUCUCGGCCUUGCGACAACAAGGCAAAGCUCCGUUGACUCCUUUGGAGGAGGCUGUGAAGGCAAUGGAUCUCGACAAGAUAUCAGCACUCAUCCAUGCACAUGAGGAAAUCUCAAGCUACCUCGCAAAAAAGGCUGCGGAGGAUCAAUCGUACUCGAGUGCACAAGAUCUUUCUGGGGCUGCGUGGGGUCACGAACUCGCCAAUGCACUUACCACUUGUGACAAGACGAUGCAUCCCAAUGGAGAUGACGAAUAUGCACCAGACCUGCCCAAAGAGCUGCUGGAAGUGGUCAAAGUUCUCAAACGGGCACUCCUUGGAAUAUGGGUGGGAUCCUCUGGUGACGUCUUCAGUGUUGGGAAUGAUAACGACACUGUCAAAGCAGAUGCACUCUCAGAACGCCUUGGAAGUCUAUCAUCGCUGAAUAGUGCAUUCGAUCCCAUCUUGAACGUCAUUCUCGGAUCACUGGAUGCAGCCGCCGUGUUCAUGAGAACGAAAGGUCUCAGAGCAUUGGGUCAAAUAUUAGCCAGUGAUGCGCUUCCAAAUGUGCGUGCUGCUAUUGAGGAGCACCUUCUCGACAACUCGGCCGCUGUAAGAGAUGCUGCGGUUGAGCUCAUUGGGAAAUACGUGCUCCAGCUACCUGAAGUAGCUAAUGACUAUUACGAGAAGAUUGCCGAUCGCAUUUUGGACACUGGUCUGGGUGUUCGGAAGCGAGUCAUCAAGCUCCUCAAGGUCUUUUAUCAAUCUACAACUGAGAUCGGUCGACGAGUGGAUAUCUCGGCAAGACUUGCAAAUCGCAUGCUCGACGAAGAUGACGGUGUCAAGGACCUCGCGAUCAAAACUUUGGAAGAACUAUGGUUUGGUGAUGGAAGCCUUCCGCAGCCGACAAGUGAGGACGAAGAAAAACUUCAGCUCAAACCAACUGUCACAGUCAUACUCGGUGUAGUGGCUCAACGCGAUCGACAUGGCAACGUCAGCGAUUUCCUGCAUCGGAUUACUGUAGAUCGUUCAGAGAAGGAGACUCAAUGGCUCCACGACAAGUAUAUGAAGAUCUGUGAUGCGCUAAUCGACACCUUGGUUGACGGUGAGAGUACAACAGGAUUCAACGUCCUCUCAUGUGUUCGGGCUGUACAAGUAAUUGUCUCUGCUCAGCCUUCUGUUAUCUCCAGUUCAAAGGCGAUGACUCUACUUCCUUAUCUCAAGCAUGCUACUACAUCCGAAGAACAACUGGUGGCAGACAGUCUCCUCCGCAUAUUCCGACACUGUAUUCCAGCUAUGAGCAAGAGCGCCAUAAAGUUUGGACAGGAGCUUCAAGCGAAUCUGCAAUCUGUCAUCGUCAAGCCGUCAGCAGCUGGAGGUCUACAGACAAUGCAAGAGGCAAUCGCUUGCUUCUGCGUGGUUAUCACGCAUAUCACGCAAGAGUUUAAGAGGGUUAUAGGGCUUCUCAAGUCAUGCCUUGCGAGAUUAAAGGAUGCCACGACCAAGUUCCAGGCGCAACCUGGAAACGCAACUCUGAAUCGUCAGAUUCAACUUUUGGCAUGCAUGGUCGCACUCAUUGGCGAACAUUGUAACCUCGACUCUGUUCGAGAAACCCGGCCAGAACUCGCGGCUGAGAUCCAGAGCAUCUCAAAGGAUUCGGUCAACGAGCAUAUUUACCAUACUCUGGUCGACCUUUACUCCAAAUUUGAAGAUUCCUCUGUGCAGAAUCGCAUUCUCCAAUGCCUUGGAUUCUUAUUCCGUGCAUACCCUACGCUAAUGACUGGCCCUCUGUCUGCCGACUUGAUGGACCGAAUCUUUGCCUCUGAGGAUCAGGAGCUUCAAAGUAGACUUCUAAGAAUUCUUCAAGACUUCUUAAACUCAGAAUCCGCAAAGCACGCUGCUCAAGAGAAAGCUGCACUAAAGAGUAAUAAGAAAACAAACAAGACAGUCGACAUGGACGCGUUUGUUGGAAACACCCAAGGUUUCGCGGAGUCUGGUGUCAGCUCAGCCGUUGUCCAGCGAUAUCUUCCUCAGAUCUUGGAAGCUGCUCUCGCAAAGAACGUGGUCGUGCAGAAUGCUGCUGUUGACAUCCUUGGAUUCACGAUCAAGCAAGGACUUGCACAUCCUCUUCAGGCAUGUUCACCUUGCCUACCGGUGAUUAUUGCUCUUGAGACAUCAGAGAACCAGCAGUUGAAUGGUAGAGCGAGCGCUCUUCACACCAUUCUUCAUUCGAAGCACGCUUCGCUUAUCCACAGUCGCUAUUUAGAAUGUGCACAAGUUGCAUUUCAGUAUCAACAGAAGGUUAACGAAGGUGGAGCCGUUUGCGGAUUCCGCUAUACGACGACCACUGCGGCUGUUCUCCACAAAUGGUACUCGCUCGUCAAGGAAAAACGCCAGACACGAAUGGAUUUUAUACGCACUAUCACCAAAUCAUUUGACGUCGACUCGACAAAGCUGUCUUCCCGCCAAGAAGACGUCGACUUUGUGCGGUUUAUCGUUGAGAACCUGUCCGCCUUUGAUUACAAGACUCAGGAGGAGGUACUAGCUGUCAUAAGAGCGGCAACUAACGUUCUCUCUGUUGCGGGUAUGCAGAUGAUGGAGAUACUUGCACCGUCGGAUCUUAUGAAGCAGCUUGAAGGAGGCAUCCUCCCUCCAGCGGCAGAAGGUGAUCCCAGUGAACCCCUUCCUGUCCAAGAACCCUUGAGCCGCAAUUUUGAACCGUUUUCGAUGGCAAGGGCGUCAAUCAUCUUGGCAAUGCUCCUACUCCUCAAGGCACAUCUCAAGGGCAUGUAUGGAAUCAGUGAAGAAAAGUGCGCAAAGUGGGAACCUAACAAGAAAUCGGCAAUCGGCGACAAGGCUGCAGUGCGCAAAGUUGAUCGGCCAUUAUAUUGGGAAAAGCUACCGUUCGCCACGACGCCAUUACAGACCGCAGAAGAUGUCGAGACCCAGAAGCAGAGGUUCGUGCAACUGUGGGAGGCAGAUCCUGCGAUUGCAGAGCCGGAAGACGACGUGAUGAUACUCGAGGUCGCUUAG